Pichia membranifaciens NRRL Y-2026 is the source of this 1832-nucleotide messenger RNA. RefSeq lists its product as hypothetical. The record is from RefSeq and is a predicted model, not a curated record. Lineage: Eukaryota; Fungi; Ascomycota; Pichiomycetes; Pichiales; Pichiaceae. The coding region runs from base 262 to 1716 and encodes 484 amino acids. The transcript has a single exon. Gene Ontology annotation, molecular function: N-acetyltransferase activity.
GUUGACUGAUUUCCGGGCUGUGCGGGGGUAACAUGAAUUGGGACAAAUGUGAGAUGGACAAGAAGGGACGUUGCACGUUGGUGUCAGAGGUGUUGACGAUGUUGGUAAUGUUGACAUUAUUUCUUUCUUUGACGUUACUGUCACUAUUGUAGUUCUUGAAGUUGUUGAAUUCAUGUAGCUAUGUGAGGUGCUUCGAAGCCAUUUGUUUUUUUCUGAAGAUGCAUUUCCUUAAAACGCACUUCAAGCAAUCAAAAACAAAGGAUGCAACAACAAACUUAUACUAGAGAGUUUACACCCUUCGAAAAGUAUUACUUUUGGAGGAACAAGCUCAACAUGUACUCAAAUUUUAGAGUUGCGGUGGAGUAUAUGGAGGAGCUUGACACUGGUUCCGUAUUCCAAGCUCUUUCAUUGAUGGUUUCGCAACAUACAAGCCUUUCAAUGAACGCAUACCCCAAAAAAGGGUGCACCUUUUUUGAAUUCCCCUACACUCUUGGUUUGAUGGACUCUUACAGACUUUCGGAUGUUUUAGAAAUUAUCAAUGACGAGAAUGUGACCGUUGGAGAUGUAUUUAACCAGUUGCAAGACGUACAUUUCGAGUAUGGGACGUCAAAGCCUCUAUGGUCGUUGAUUCUACUUAACAAAAAGACAUUGAUUUACUACAGUGAUCACCUACUAUUUGAUGGCUCCUCGGGUCUGAACUUUCAUAAAUUGUUUUCCCAUGCUAUCGAAGUCAGCGAAAAGGCUGAGAAUUUUGACGCUGAAGCCUCAAUUCUCUUUGAUAUCACCAAAGUUGACAACGACUUCCAACUUCCACCGAAACCGUCAGACCUAAUAGACUAUUCAGUUCCCCGUUUUUACCUCUUGUAUGCUCUCAUGUUAAUCUGCUUUCCAAAGAGCUUGUCUGAUAUUGUCAAAUACUACUUUAUUGAUGAUGCCAGCAUAUCCAAAUCGAAAACCUACAACACCAUUGUACUUUCUAGAAAAAUGAUGUCUUAUAAUGAGGACGGUCCUGAGACGAACAAAACUCACAACAACAUUGAGAAAAAUAGGGACCGUUGUAAACUUGUGCAUAUUUCGAACACAAAACUACAGCAACUCAUCUGUGAUUGUCGUAAAUACAAUGUAAAGUUGACCUCACUCCUUGUAGUGAUGUCCUUAUUGUCGAUCUCUAAAAUCACAGGAAAAGAAAAAGAUACUAUGGUUGUGAUACCCGUCAAUUCAAGAUCCAAAAUUGACAUGAACAGGGUCAAGAUGCAUGGCAGUCCGGAUAUCAAGACAGAUUUUGGCCUUUAUUUAGGUGAUUUAAACAUGGAACUUCCUCCUGUUGAUAAAAUGUGCCAUAACGGUAAGAUCAACUGGAAUUUUGUCAAAUAUGUCAACGAUUAUAUUCAUGGUAGAAUGAAGGACUCUCAGCGAGACUUGGGACUAGUAAGUUGGGUCGAUCCUAAACUAUUUCUAGAAUAUCGAAAGAAGUGCUAUGAUGAUUCGAUGAUCGGUACGUUACUUGUGUCAAACCUAGGAAAUUUGAAAGACACUAACAAUGCAUUUCUCAAUGCAUAUUUUGAUCAGCCGUGCAGGUCUGGGGUGUUGAGUUUAUUUGCCAUGAAUGUGAUCAGUACUACGAGAGGUGGUGCUCAUUUGGCGUUACGUUCUGUUAAUCAACGAUGGCUUGAAGUAUUCAACGAAGGUGUGAUAAAUCAACUAUCGCAAUUUUAACAUGUGGGUAAACUGUAUAAGAUUCUUGUUCAGAAAGCAUAUACAUCGUACUCUAGAUUUUUUUGGGCAGUAGGAUACAUUAUAAAUCUUCCGUAACUGCUGAGAGGAUUUCACCC